Molecule: messenger RNA, 2098 nt
Organism: Myxocyprinus asiaticus (Chinese sucker)
Lineage: Eukaryota; Metazoa; Chordata; Actinopteri; Cypriniformes; Catostomidae
Product: protein sprouty homolog 1-like
Exons: 2
Coding region: 402-1319 (305 amino acids)
Biological process (GO): negative regulation of MAP kinase activity; negative regulation of fibroblast growth factor receptor signaling pathway; animal organ development
Cellular component (GO): cytosol; membrane
Source: RefSeq, a predicted model, not a curated record
UGUGUGUGUAUGUGUAUGUGUGUGUGCGCGCAAAAAAACACACUCGACUGAUCCGAAACACUCACGCAGAGGCUGCCGCGGUGCGUGGAGAGACGGACGGACGCGCAGUGCGCCAAAAGGAACCGUGCGUGAAUGCGCGUUAUUCGUGGAUUUUACGGGAUUGUGUUGAUUUUUCCUAAUCUGUCGUGGAUGUAACCCUCUGAGUGAAGACCCCACCGCGCGGAAUUGCCACCAUUUGGAUGUUACAGCCUCAGUCAUGCGCGUUACAUGCGGAUCUGGGAUCAUUUUGGGCAUGUUGAUGGACGUUUGGCUCACGGACUGAUGGAUUUGACAUUACCGGAGACUAUCUGGUGUCAGAUGAAAGUUGCGUCCGUAUUGUUUGGAGUUGCUGAUCGUGUCUUAUGGAUCACUACGGUCAGCACAGAGGGGUCGUCAGACAUUCGGACCUACCAUCUGGGGCAGUUCUGUCCCUGGAUCAGAUCAAAGCCAUCCGCUCUUGUAACGAGUACACGGAGGGUCCCGUCGUACCGUGCAGACCGGCCCCAGGGCCCCGCACACCACCGCGGACUACAGACAAACAUGAGAGGACUCACGAGGUGAUUCUGGUGAACGUGAAUAAUAAUAACGAGCACCGGCAGUCGAAUUCCCAGCCACCGAUGCUCAGCCGCUCAACCAGCACGGGCAGCGCCGCGAGUUCCGGGAGCAACAGCAGCGCUUCCUCAGAGCAGGGUCUGCUCGUGCGGUCUCCGCCGAACCUACAUACUUACCGCCACAGACCGGAGCGCGCCGUACGGACUCAGCCGAAAUCUCUGAGCACCUCUUCGCAUCCGUUUCUCCCUCCGGAUGUACUGCUAAAACAAGCGCAAGUGGAAAAGAUCGAGUCUUCUCACCUGUACAUCUGCGAGAAUUGCGGGAAAUGCAAGUGCAGCAAAUGCACGGCGCCGCGGCCGCUCCCGGCACGCCUGGCGUGCAACGGACAGUGUCUGUGUUCGGCCGAGAACGUUGUCGAACAUGGAACGUGCAUGUGUCUGGUGAAAGGGAUUUUCUACCACUGUUCCAACGAAGACGACGUGGGCGACCCGUGCGCCGAUCAGCCGUGCUCGCUGUCGCAUCCGCAGUGCUGCUCACGCUUCCUGUGCAUGGGCCUUGUGUCCAUGCUGUUCCCGUGUCUGCUGUGUUACCUGCCCGCUAAGGGCUGCGUGAAAGCGUGCAACUCGUGUCACGACCGCGUGAACAGGCCGGGCUGCCGGUGCAAAAACUCAAACACUGUUUACUGCAAGCUGCAGAAUUGGCAGCACGCACCCGGAAAACCUUCCUGAGGCCCCGACUAUAUUGUGUUCUUGUAAAGAAAUAUUAUUUCGUUUGCUGGAUCAAAAGCUAGCACGCUGCUGCAGGCCGUGGAAACGGGAAACGCCCUCCCAUUGGAAAGAGGGGAGGGGCCAGAUGAAAAGGGGUUAUCAUGCUAAUUAAUAUUCUAUAAGCUCCGCCCCCUAGUCUCCUUGCUGUUUUGGAGGAAAAACCACUUGUUUUUUGGCAGGUCUAUUGUUUAUAAACCAGCGUUUGCCUUAUCUAACUCUGUACAGCUACUAUCUAACAUAAAGAGCUGAUUUGAAAGACUGGUGUUUUAGAAACGACCUGCUACCAAACCUGUGAAGGACAUUUUUGUAGCCAGACCAUAAUAUGUAGCUGUCUCCAUAGCAACGAGGCGUGCUUGUUGUAAAAUGGUUUCUAUGCAUCUGCUUCGUAUUCCCGAGGGCAUUCCGAACGUCUGAAACUCUGUUCUCAUUUUGUUGAUGUAAAAUUGUAUGUUCAAAUUCAUAAGAGGAAUUACGGCUAUUUUUUUAAAGAACAUGUUAAAUCUGUUAAAUCUUUUGUUUUUGUUGUUGUAAAAAUAUUUAUUAUAAGCUCUAUUAUUUUAUGCUAUUUAUUGCAAAAGACAGAUUACACGUGUCUGAAUAUAACAAAAUGUCAACACUUACUGCAACAUGAAAGAGUGGAGAUGGAAACAUGUUUAACUUUAAUGCAAAAAUAAACAAAUUAAUGCAAAACACUGUGUAGUGUCUUAUUUCAUUUCGGUCAAAGAGAAAACAUGAGGGAA